Messenger RNA from Benincasa hispida (wax gourd), 1047 nucleotides. Its product is annotated as histidine-containing phosphotransfer protein 4-like. The record is from RefSeq and is a predicted model, not a curated record. Gene Ontology annotation, cellular component: cytoplasm; nucleus. Gene Ontology annotation, biological process: phosphorylation; phosphorelay signal transduction system; cytokinin-activated signaling pathway. NCBI's taxonomy places the organism in Eukaryota, Viridiplantae, Streptophyta, Magnoliopsida, Cucurbitales, Cucurbitaceae. Gene Ontology annotation, molecular function: histidine phosphotransfer kinase activity; protein histidine kinase binding.
GACUAUAAACACUUCUGUUUUGUGCACAUCUCUCUCAGAUAGGAAUGGCUAAAGAAUUGGAGGAAACUCCAUAAUCAUCCAAUUUUAACAUAACCUCAUCCACUAGUAGAUGAACGACCUAUUUAGAAUGACUUUUUAAGUAUUUAAAAACUACUUAAAAAUCAUUCCAAAGAGCCGAAGUUACAUGCUCAAAGCUUCAAAUGAGAGAGAUAUGACCCAGAGGAGCAUUUUUCCUAUACAUAUUUCACCAUCCUUGAGAAGAUGCUUCCUGUCUUGAGAGGUUUUGUAUCAACUUUUGACAAUUUUAACAACUAUUCCUUGUGUUUCUUUAAGAUGGAAAGGAAUCAAUUGUUGAGGCAGAUGAACAGCAUGAGACGAUCACUUUUUGAUCAGGGCUUCCUUGAUGAACAAUUUGUCCAGUUGGAGGAGCUGCAAGAUGAAGCUAACCCAAAUUUUGUUGAGGAAGUUGUAACUCUAUGCUACCGUGACUCCUAUAGAUUAAUCCUCAACUUAGAACAAGCAUUACAGAAGAGCCCUCUUGACUUUAAUCAGUUGGAUAGCUAUAUGCAACAGUUCAAGGGAAGUAGCUCAAGCAUUGGAGCAAAAAAGGUGAAAGCUCAAUGCGCACUUUUUAGGGAAUACUGUAAGGCUGGAAGUGGAGAAGGAUGCUCUAGGACUUUCCAACAACUGAAGAAAGAACAUACAGCUCUGAAAAAGAAGUUUGAAGCUUAUUUUCAGAUGAAAAGGCAAGCUGGUCCUAGUCAAAUUGCAAGUCGUCCCAAGUAAGAAAUGAUGGGCAAUCAAAGGCUAAGACUUGAGACUUUAGUUGUUAAGUUUGGUAGCAUGUUUAUGGAAAUCAAGCAGUUUCAGGUGGGUACAGAGGCCUUGUUAUGUAAAGAUUUCAGUUUCAAGAUUUGUCUCUUAACUUUCUUGGUAAAUGGGAAGUAAGCAAGUCUUUGUUUUCUUGUAAAUGGCUGGCUAAUAGACUAAAAAAUAAUUGUCCUUUGAUGUGGUCAAUUGCAUAGCAUCAAAGUGCUUUUGUGUCUA